UGAUAGAAGGACGACGUUGAUUGGUGCUGCAAUCCUUGAGAUCAACGCUGCGGAGUGACGAUGGUAAAAGCGUGCGACAGCCCGGGAGUCAUUGGCGAUCUUAUGCUUAGAGUGUCGUAAUGGGUGAGUGAAACGGGGAAUAAGGAUAGGAGGGUCACGUGGAGCAUCGGGAUUGGAGGGGUUCUGCUCGUACUAUCCGUGCUGGGACGUAUGUACGGGCGUAACAGAAACGGGAGAGGUGCAUCGUGGAAGGGACGUUGGUCCAAUUGCGGACGGUAUUGGUCCAAUAUGAAUGGAGGUGGUGGUAGUGGCCAAACGGGGCAGUAUAACCCGCCGCCUCCUGGAGUAUAUAGUCCUGCUGGCCAGCAUCCGAUGAUGAAUCAAGCGGGGGCGCCACCGGUGAGCUCCGGUACCGGGGGGAAUGGUGGUGCCUAUCAAGCGCAACAACAAGUUGGACAAUGGAAUGCGCAGGCAUGGCCGGGACCAUGGCCAAUGGCGGGGCCAUGGAUGAUGGCUCCGGCGCAACCAGUACCGAUGGCACAACCGAUGGCACAACCGAUGGCACAACCAGUACCAAUGGCGCAAGUUGCGCAACCAGUGGUGGUGCAACCACCGGUCGUAAUGCAUCCUCAGGCUGCGGUGCCGGCGAUUCCACCGACGAAUAGCCAGCAGCAGCAGCAAGCUAGUAAUCAGCCUAGCUCGCUUCAGAAUGGCCAGUUCUCAGGUGAUCGGUCGUCGAACUCGGGCAAAGGGCUGGCUGCGAAUGCAUUCCCGGGGCCUGGGAAUCGGGCUUACUUUACCAAAGAGUACAUGGAUAUAUUGGAGGAUAUCAAGUCAACGAAGGUACUGGAUGAAGCUAAGAAGAAAAGCGUUGGGAACAGGCGAGGAUGUGGUAUUCAGAUAACUGGGAACUCCGGUGAGAACCGUACUCCUCACGGACGGGGUGAGGAUCGAAGUGAUGAGAUGAAGGCGUGGGUUUCCUCAACGCUAGGAGAUUCCCUGAAGCUGAUUACAAAGAAGCUAGAAGAGGUUGAUGCGAAGGCGAAUGUUGCUGCAGCGGAAAAAGAGGAGCUCGUGAGGCUGCGAGCGGAGAAGGCGGCUUUGGAGUUGAUAGUGAUGAAUAGAGGAAAAGAAGCAAGUAAUGAGAAGCGGAAGCGGGCUGCGGUCGCCCUUGCUGUUCCGGCGGUGGCUACCCCGAAGACAAGUGCCUCGAAAGUGCGAUCGCGUGAAAGUUCGAAAUCAAGAUCGCGAAGAGUGGAAAUUUCGUCCGAUGAAGAUGAUGAAGAUGAUGGUGUCAAGCAGAAUCUGACGCCAAAAAUGGAGAAAAGCAGCGAUCUCUCCGAAGUUAAGAAGUUACUUUCUGAAUUGGUGCAAGGCCUUGUUGUACAGAAGGGUAAGCAGCGUGCCAGUACUCCCGAACAUGCUCCUGACACAGAGCAUGAGGCAGAACAGAUUGAGGAUCUGGAGCUAACGCAGAAGCCUCUCCAAGGCGAGGAGGAAGAAGCUGAUGAGGGUGGCCUUGCGGCGUAUAUGAAAAUGAGGCAGGACUUUACAUGUCUCUGCAUUUCGCAAGAGUCUAGGAGCUUUGCAAGCAAAAGGGGGUUCAUUAUGUUCGAAAGGACACUGGUUCCUGGGAGCUCGCACGACUGGAAUAUGCAGAACAGCUCAAGGGCAUAGCCCCGAAGGGUAUGGCUGAGUCUUCACGGAAUCCUGACAAUUCGGAUCUCAGUGAUGGUGCU
Chara braunii is the source of this 1739-nucleotide messenger RNA. NCBI's taxonomy places the organism in Eukaryota, Viridiplantae, Streptophyta, Charophyceae, Charales, Characeae. The record is from the annotation of a GenBank genome assembly.